Candida dubliniensis CD36 is the source of this 513-nucleotide messenger RNA. Its product is annotated as signal recognition particle subunit. The record is from RefSeq and is a predicted model, not a curated record. The transcript has a single exon. NCBI's taxonomy places the organism in Eukaryota, Fungi, Ascomycota, Pichiomycetes, Serinales, Debaryomycetaceae. Bases 1 to 513 code for a protein of 170 amino acids. Gene Ontology annotation, biological process: SRP-dependent cotranslational protein targeting to membrane. Gene Ontology annotation, cellular component: signal recognition particle, endoplasmic reticulum targeting.
AUGCCUAAAGUAUCGAGCGUAGAUAGAUUCAUAGAAUUGUCAACAGAUUUACUAGCAAAUUAUCCAACCACAACAACUUUAUCAACAACAUAUACCAAUAUAUCUAAGAAAUCUAAAAAAUCAACUCCAGCCUCAGCAUCAACAGCCACAACAAAACCAAAAUCAAACAAAAUUUCAACUCAUGCUGUAAGUUUUAAGCUUUAUGAACCUAAUUCUGGGAAAUGCAUUAAAUACACCACUACUAAAUCUAAAGAAUUAUCACGAUUAUUAAAUUUUAUUGGUCCAAAAGGUUUGAGUAAUGACAAUUUACAUGUUGUGGGAUUAGCUAGUUUAAUGACCAAUGUGAAAUAUGAAAAACCAGUUGAACCAAGUUUAGAAAAUACCCCUGUUCCGGAAUCAGAGAAUUUGGUGACAAAGGAAAUUGAACAAAAUAAACCUAAUGCUAAAGAGGAAAAGACAACUACUAGUACUUCCAGUAAAAAGAAGAACAAAAAGAAGAAAAAGAAGAAUUGA